CUGAUUUUUAUUAAAUUCUGUGUAUUUUUUAACUAUUUCCUUAUUAGGGUGAUGUUUGUAAUUAAGAUUAGAUUACGAGUUAAGAAGAAACCUGCUUGUCGAGGUUAUAUUUAAAAUUGAAGGUAGAGUAACUAAAAUAAAAAUAUAAAUGUGUGCUUGCUUGAGCUCAAAUUCAGAAGUACUUCUAUUGGCACUUCUUGGACUUGCCAUUGCAGUCAUUGAAGCAAUGUAUUUAAAUUUACAUGAAGAUCUACAUGAUACCUGGAAGAUGAUCUUCCCUGAAGAGAUGCUUCCAACAACAUUUGAAAAUAUGUUGAGGACAGUUAUUUCAGGGGUAGUUCUCGCACGAGGCGCAACUGUUCACAUCUACCUAGCAUCAUUCCUUUUGCUGUUUUUCCCUGUACUGAAGGAAAGGAGAAGGAUACUGAUUUUGGUAUGGCUGACAGUAUCAGGAUUUAGGUCGAUUCUUGUAAAUGGACUAGUGGCACUUUUAGGAAUUGCAAUAUGUUCCUGUUUACCAGAACCGCAUCCUGCUUGUUUUGAAUUUCUAACGACAAAAGGGACUGAACUAGCAUGUUCUGUGUUUAUGUGGGUAGUAGUAAAUGACUUCAUGUACUCCAUGGGAAGGAAACCAGCCCAAAGUGUUGAAAUGAUUGCUGAAAAGGAUUCUGAAGAAAGUCAAUCUUCGGUAGCUGAAAGUGUAAACGCAGGAGUCACUGAAAUUUCUGAAGGCUCAUCUGAUAGCUUAGUUGCUAAAGCAGCUGUAAAUUGGUUUUUCAGAAUAUCCUUAGGAAUGAACAAACCACAAAUUUUUAGAUGUCAAAGUCGAAAAGCUGACAGGGAUGAGGAAUUGACUCAGAAAUUUCUUCGCAUGACUCCAGAAGAGGUGGAAAGAUUGACAAAGAAAAUCAAGCGAAUUUUAACAAACAACACUGUAAAGAAAGAAAAAUUCAAUAAUUUGGAUCUAGAUCCUCUUGGGGCUGGUCACAAAAAUAAAUGGGGAACAAACCAUGAUUCGGUUAUCAAAAUAAGAACUAGAGAAAGUAUUGCUUCUUGUACAGGCAAUUCUAUUUUUCAAGAUGAUGUUAUUUUGCAACAUAUGCCACCUCCUACUGAAUCAAUAAUUGAAUCAGUAAUAAUAGAUCCUAAUGCAUUAUUCAGGAAUGUUGGAACUCAAACCGAUAAAUUACCCAAAAAAAUUCUAAAAAUCAUAGAACGACAGGAAAAAAGAAAACAUGAUAAUAAUAGCCUUUUCAUUCCACAUGCUUUUAAAUAAAUUGAAAAAAAAAAACAUACUUGGUCCUUAUUUUUUUGUUCAUUUGUCAAACAUAUUUAUUUUUUUGUUCUUUUAUAUGUAAUCAUUUAACAUUUUCUAAAUCAUAAUAUGAUUGAAAA
Messenger RNA from Nezara viridula (southern green stink bug), 1395 nucleotides. The record is from the annotation of a GenBank genome assembly. Lineage: Eukaryota; Metazoa; Arthropoda; Insecta; Hemiptera; Pentatomidae.